UUCCGUGCAAUACAUUGAAGAAUUGCCAUAACAUAAAAUAUAAAAUAAUGACACGUUAUAUUAAAUUUUGACUUUGAAUAAAAAAUCGCAAAAGCCAAUUACCAAACAAAGUAUAUAAUAGCAAAACUAUGGCAAUGAUACGGGACGAGAACCGAUAGCGCACGGUGCGAUAGCCCACCAACCAAUCAUCUUAACUUGUCUAACUCAAACAACGAAAAAACUCUAGGCAUCGGCCGUUGUGAGUGGGGAGGAUUCCGAUAGCUCACAUCCCGAUAGCCCACCAACCAAUCAUCUUGACUUAUCUAACCCAACCUACGGAAAAUCUCUAGGCAUCUGCCAUUGUGAGUGGUUUGUGUGCUAUCGGGAUGUGCGCUAUCGGGACCCGCCGUUGUGAGUGGUGGUGGGCUAUCAGUCCCGUGCGCUAUCGGGAUCCACCCAAUGAUACGAUAGUUAAAUUUGAUAGUUCAACUAUUAUAAUUAAAUGUUAUUGCAUUUGAUUAUAACAGUUGAACUAUCAAAUUGAAUAAUAUUAUAUAAAUACACAUAAAAUUUUUUUUACCGUUAUUAAGCUCAAACUACAUGGUUUGGUAAUUAUAUUUAUUUAAUUUAAUAAAAAAUAUAUCGUUGUAAUAUAUAGUUGAUUUGAUUUUAAACAAAACAAGAGGUUUUAAAAAAUUUUAAAAAAUGACUUGUGAAAAUCUGUCUAAAAUUUUAUGACUUUUGUAAUUUCUUAUAAUUAUCUCUAAUACAAUUUUUAUUUUUUUACAAAUAAAUAUAAAUUUUUUAGAAAAUAAUUAUUUUGUUUAAUGAUGACACUCGCGUUCUUCCUUUCCAUUUAUCCGUUUUUUGUAUAUUUUUAUAUUUAUGACACAUUACCAAUGUUUAUUAUUCUUAGCUUUUGAACUUCCUGUAUAGUUGUCAUUUUUUUAUUUUUUUUCAACAUAAAAAAAAUUGAGGAAAAAUGAAUCAUGCAGAAAAUUUGGUCAUAUAAAACAGGCCUCAUAUGACAUACAUUGCAUUGUAUAUCGUAUCAUUGCCAAAAAUACAUUUCAUAAUUUUGCAGGAGAUUUAUUAUACAUCAUUACUUCUGCGGUACUACUAUAAUGCCCAUUUUCUCCAAUAUAGAUUAACUUUGAUCUUAUGCCCGUUUCUACCAACGUAGUUUAAAUAUUUAAUCCCUAGUGACAUUCAGUUAACCUAAGUUUAGCAAAAUAUUGGUUUCAACCAACGAUUUGUUUAAGUUCAAACUUAUGUAAACUGAGUUCAAUCUAAACGGCCGAUUUUGGCCGUUUAAUCUCUUUUACUGCUCCAGUUAAGAAAAUAUGGCAAAUUUAUUCAAUAUCAUAUUAUCAUCCUCCGAUGAUGAAUAUUAUGAAGUACAACACCGAAGAAGAAAGAAAUUUAAGCAACGUAUAAAUUAUAUUGAAGAAUUAGAUGAUUUGGAAUUUAAGAUGCGAUUUCGAUUAAAUAAACAAUCUGUGUUAUUAAUAUUAGAAGAAAUUAGAGAAGAAUUAGAAUUUUUUACUAAUCGGAAUAAUGCCAUAUCUCCUAUGGUACAAUUAUUAUUAACACUUCGCAUGUAUGCUACUGGUUCAUUCCUCAUAACAAUGGCUGAUUUUUCUGGUGUAAGCACAACGUCUGCCCAUUAUAUAGUUCACAGAGUCAGUGCAGCUAUUGCCAGGCUACGACCUCGAUAUAUUCAAUUCCCAAGUACCGAACAAGAUAUAAGAAAAGAACAAUUGCGUUUUUAUAAUAUUGCUCGCUUUCCAAGAAUUAUUGGCUGCAUAGAUUGUACACAUAUACGUGUCCAAUCAUUUGGUGGGGAAAAUGCUGAAUUAUUCCGCAAUAGAAAAGGUUACUUUUCUUUAAACGUCCAAACAGUAUGUAAUAGUAAUUUAGAAAUAACUAAUGUAAUUGCUCGUUGGCAAGGAUCAGUGCACGAUAGCACUAUUUUUAAUAACAGUCGCUUGCGAGCAAACUUUGAAGAUGGAGCAUACGGCAAUAGUUUAUUACUAGGAGACUCUGCUUAUCCUUCAAAGCAGUAUCUUGUAACUCCGUUGUUAAAUCCACAAACUGCUGCAGAACGACUUUAUAACGAAUCACAUAUUCGUACACGAAAUCUAAUAGAGCGCUUAUUCGGUAUCUGGAAAAGAAGAUUUCCAAUCCUAGCACUUGGUAUGCGGUACCAUUUAUGCAGAAUAAUGCCUAUCAUUGUUGCUACAGCAGUACUUCAUAAUAUUGCCAGAAGAAAUAAUGAUGCGGUGCCAGAUAUCGACCCAGAUUUGGAUUUACCCGCACCAUGGGAUGAUAUGUUAGCAGCAUGUAAUGUUAUCAACGAUAGAAUUAAUAACAACGAAAUUAAUGGUGCAGAAACUCGAACAGAAAUAAUUCAUAACUACUUUACCAACUUGUUGCAAUAGAGUACUAAAUUUGUAUCUAUAGGAAGACAUAUUGGAAAUAAAGUUAUAAAUAAUGUUUGCAGAUAAAUAUUUGUGUGUAUGUAUAUGACAAUAGAGGAUUAAAUAAAAAGCUACCAACUACA
Molecule: messenger RNA, 2542 nt
Organism: Solenopsis invicta (red fire ant)
Lineage: Eukaryota; Metazoa; Arthropoda; Insecta; Hymenoptera; Formicidae
Product: putative nuclease HARBI1
Exons: 5
Coding region: 1323-2420 (365 amino acids)
Source: RefSeq, a predicted model, not a curated record